GAAGUUGGAGUGACAAAUAUUUAUGCCAAUAGUGAGGAAGUUUCAAAAACUCCGGGCACAAUAACCAAUGACGCGAGGAACUGUUCGAAAGGACGUGUCAGGCAGCCAACGGCCGGCGACGCUGCGGUGGUCGCGUGGCUUCCGUUCCAAGGGGGCGGGGCGGUGUCCCAAACGGAAGGUAGUUUUUGUCGGUGCUGAAGCUGGUUUGAAACUGAGGGUUGGGCUCGGCCGCCGUUGUCUGUCGCCGCUGCCGCGCUUCCGUGCUAGGCCGUCCCUGCCUGCCCCGCCUCCCUUCAGACUCCUCGGUCCCAGGUCCGGCACACAGCUCAACUCGGGUCCCGCCCGCUGCCUCCGGCUGCGGACCCGGCCCGCACUGCGGCCCCUCCGCCGCCACCAUGUCCCUGCACGGCAAACGGAAGGAGAUCUACAAGUAUGAAGCGCCCUGGACCGUCUACGCCAUGAACUGGAGCGUGCGGCCCGACAAGCGCUUUCGCCUGGCGCUGGGCAGCUUCGUGGAGGAGUACAACAACAAGGUCCAGCUGGUUGGUUUAGAUGAAGAGAGCUCAGAGUUUAUUUGCCGAAACACCUUUGACCAUCCAUACCCCACCACAAAGCUCAUGUGGAUUCCUGACACAAAAGGCGUCUAUCCAGACCUCCUGGCUACAAGUGGCGACUAUCUCCGUGUGUGGAGGGUUGGUGAAACAGAGACCAGGCUGGAAUGUUUGCUAAACAAUAACAAGAACUCUGACUUCUGUGCUCCUCUGACCUCCUUUGACUGGAAUGAGGUGGAUCCUUAUCUUUUAGGUACCUCCAGCAUUGAUACAACUUGUACCAUCUGGGGGCUGGAGACAGGGCAGGUGCUGGGGCGAGUGAACCUUGUGUCUGGUCAUGUGAAGACCCAGCUGAUCGCCCAUGACAAGGAGGUCUAUGAUAUUGCAUUUAGCCGGGCCGGGGGUGGCAGGGACAUGUUUGCCUCCGUGGGCGCUGAUGGCUCGGUGCGGAUGUUUGACCUACGCCAUCUGGAACACAGCACAAUCAUUUAUGAAGACCCACAGCAUCACCCACUGCUGCGUCUCUGCUGGAAUAAACAGGACCCUAACUACCUGGCCACCAUGGCCAUGGAUGGAAUGGAGGUGGUGAUUCUGGAUGUCCGAGUUCCCUGCACGCCUGUCGCCAGGUUAAACAACCAUCGAGCAUGUGUCAAUGGCAUUGCUUGGGCCCCACAUUCAUCCUGCCACAUCUGUACUGCAGCGGAUGACCAUCAGGCUCUCAUCUGGGACAUCCAGCAAAUGCCUCGGGCCAUCGAGGACCCUAUCUUGGCCUACACAGCUGAAGGAGAGAUCAACAACGUGCAGUGGGCAUCGACGCAGCCCGACUGGAUUGCCAUCUGCUACAACAACUGCCUGGAGAUUCUCAGAGUGUAGUGCUGGUGCUGCCAGGCCCACGAGGCAGGGCCUCGUGUGUUUCCCGCCUCUGCUCCACCCCCAAAGUAAGAAGAAACAUGUUUCCAGUGGCCAGUAUGUCUUUCGUUGCUUUGCACCCACUGUUACCAGAAGCUGCUCUAGGAGUUCUUGGCCAGUCACCCCAUUGCUCUCUGGGCUGGACUCAGCGCUCUGUGGCGCCUCCUCAGCCCCAGGGCUGAGUUUUAAGAUUUCUCUCCUUUCCUCUUCUCCUUUGGUCACUCAGUUAAAAAUCUCUGUAUGUUUGUCAGCUGUUGUAUUCACGAGCAUCACAGGCACUGGCCACGUUUGUCUUUAUCUGCCCUAGAUGUCUGUCUGUCUGCUGCCCGAGGCAACAAUCCAUGGCCUGUCCUUGUCCUCGUCCAUGUCCAUGUCAGCACUUAAAGUGGGAACAAAUACCAGUUACGAAGUUGUCUUUCCUCUGUCUAUCAGUGUCUUUAACAAAUUUCAACUUUGUAUAUUUUUUAUCUACCAGGCUAAUUUUUUUAUGAAAAGAAUUUUACUCUCCCUGGUUUCUUCCUUUGUUUCAUAUUUCUCCCUGGUGGCACCCUCCUCUCUUUCCUCAGUGCCUGGAGCUGGCACUGGGCCCUGACCUCAUGAGCAGUUUGCCUUCUUAAAUCACUGCUUCAGUGGUUUGUACCUGACCAGGAGUCCCAAACUGCCUUGGUGCUCUGAAGUCGGCCAACUCAUCACACCUUUUUCUCAUCCUGGCUCUUCUCAAGGGCAUUCUGGGCUCCCAAACAAAUGCAGGACACUUUCUUUUGAAGUACCUCUGUCCAACCCCUUGGGAACGUGGUAGAGCUGAGGUAGACUGGCUACUUAGAGUGCAUCUUUAGAGGGGAACAGCUUCAGGAAAGCUGAGCUUGGAGCAUAUUUUCAGUACAUAGUUUCAGAGUCUGUUUUUCCCUCAAACUAUAAAACCCAGGCCAUUCCACUUUCUGUCUUGAAUGAUUGGCAAGAAUGAUCUGUAAGCUGAAGUUAGGUAUUUCUCUUUGUUUUGUUUCCUGUGACUUGACUUAUGGAAUAUUGGCCACUGUUUGAACGGAGUGCUCUGAGGUGAGAGUCCUGCUUGAGAGGUAUACUGUCUGUACUUUGAACAAGGUUCCCAUUAGAGUGUGGGAGAUUCAGCUCUUGUAAGGAAUGGACUCAUCAACUGUGAUGAUCCGAGACCGCCAAGUAAAUAGAUGGUUAGAAAAGUCUUGGACCCCAGGGUCAGCCAGGUAAGAGCUCUACCCACACUGUCAGCAUUCCUUCCCCCCAUCAUUUGGGUUCUGAGCAGUAUUGGCCUUCUAGGCUGCAGGUGUCUGUUUCCGUUAUGCGAAUGAGUUGCUUGGAGGAUGCUUGUGUGUGAUUCUCCUGUUAGGUCUGUCCUUGGGGCAGUCUGGGAAGCACACUGGGGUGCGGGGAGAGGCUAGGAGUUUUCUUGGCUCUUCCGAAUACUCGGAGGUGUCUUAGACCCUCUCAUUUGCCUAUCCGAGAUGAGAGUAGCAGGCGCUAAGGCCAGUGGUUUUGCCCACUUAGGCUCACAGCAGCUCUCGGGAAACAAAACAGUUAACUUCAUUCUUCUGGGCCCUUAAACCCUUGGUUGGCUCUUCCUUUUCAGAAGCAGAUGUAUUUGUGUCCCAAAAGUCAUAGCUCUUUGCUUUACUACACAGGAGCUUGUUCCAAAGAAAUAGGUUCUUUUUUCUCAGUCAGGGUGUUUCUCCUGCCUUCUCACUUUCUUCUUCUGAUGUUGGGACUCUUCCGGUGACCGUCCUGCUCAGGGUCGUCUCUCCCACAUUUUCCGCUGGAUUUACGAGGGGUCAUUUGGAGAUGUAAAGUGAGCAGUUCUUUGUCAACACCCCCCUCUGCUUUUAGUUGUUUUUGAUCGUGGUUACAGGGUCCAUUCUAAAGGGUAGCAAGUCUCAUUUGAUUGGUUGCUUGCUCUAGGAGGCUAUCAGUUCCUUCCUGUGGAAAAAAGUCUCACAUGGUGGGCGGAGUGGUAGAAGGGUCUGGUCCUGCCAGGGCAAUGCUUGACUCUGCCGAAUUCUUAGUUAAGGUUCCUUUCCUGAUCUGCACUUAAAUCUGGUCUGAAUGGUGAGAAGGUUUGUCAACUGGAAUGCAAAACAGCCUGUGGGGAAAGACGUAGUCAAUAAUAGUAACUAGAAUGUAUUUGGAUAAGGUAGCUAUUUACUCUGGAAACCAACAAGUUUUGAUGGUUGUUUUUUUUUUCCUUGCCCUGUGGCCUCCCAGCGCUAUCAUCCUUGCAGCUAUGCUCCUCCUUUUGCCAUCCCACCUGGGGCCCAGGUGAGACUCCCUAGACACCCACAGAUAGUCCCAUUUGCUGGUAUUUGGAAGUCCCUCCCUCUUACCCUCCCUGUACUACACAGGCCAGGUGGCUCACGGAUGAGGAUUGGAUUUCUGCGUUUUCAGGAUUUAGGAAGCCUCUUAGUCAGCUGUGCUCCAGGAAGCACAGAUCUAUUGCAGUUUUCAAAGCAGGUCUUUUAUUUGUUAAAUCGACAGCCAGAGAGUGAGUGAGAAGCUCUGGAUCCUCUAGUGGGAGGAGAGCAGCUGUUAGAACUUUAUGAGGAAGGCCUGUGGUGGCACCUCUGGGCUCUGGCUCAGCUAGUGGUGGCCCUUUGACUUGCUCUUGGUCCAGAACUACCUUUCUCUUUUCUUGGUCUGCUCUGAGGAGAAGUGGAGGUACUAAGUAAAUUAGGCCUUGGGUCUCCACCAUCAGAGAGCUGGUGAAUGGGAACGAGUCAUUCAAGGGCUCGAGUCCCUACACUUGGGAGAGUUUAAACCCUCUCCUUCCAGGGAGGAAUUGCCCUCAAGUUAGGACUUGAAGAGGGAAGAUGUGUGAUACCUAGGUGAGAAUUUCUCAUCAGAACCAGGGUUGGCUUUUGGAAAGCUGGCUAAGAUUUGGGAAGAACCAGAAAAAAAUGAGAAUCCUACAAGAUUUUGGUGGUAGUUAUGGCUUAAUUUUUAGGAGGAGAGUUUAAGAUGUGGGAGAAAAUCAAUGGUGUUUCUUUAGCGCAAAGAAGGACUGUUAGAGGGCAGUAAAGGUAUGAGGCGUGGAAGCAUUCAGACUCUCCAUUGCCAGGCUGUGGAGUGAGACUGCCUUCAGCCUGGACCAGCCUUCCUGGGCCAUUAACUGGGCAUCCAUGAUGCUGGGUAACUGUAGGGACAGGACAACAGCUGGGGGCAGAGGGAUCCCCUCCCUGCAGCAUUGUAGCUGUAGGUGAUGUUUGGUUUAAAAAAAAAAUCUGCAGGCUCUUGGAGUCCUGUGACCGUCCCAGACGGUGGGUCUUCUUGGUUGUAGGUUUAUACUGAGCAGAAGAAGCAGAGGUUGUAUAUGGCCAUGCUAGCUUUUCUCCUCUUUUUUCUCUUCUCUUCUUUUCUGCUUAGCUUUCCACUCCCUUUCUAAUGUAGAACUUUCUCCCCACUGUAACCUGGGCCUUGAAUCCCUAGGUUGUAAAGACAUGUAGGAGCUGCAGGGUUCACCAGACAUGGGAGAGCCAGCCCAGUGCCACCCCUCCACCUUCCUCUGCCUGAGAAUAUGGAAACUUGGGGUAGGGAGGCCACUGAAGUAGAGGUCUUGAAGCAGACUCUUCCCUCUGUCUCUGCACUCCAGGUUGAGGAAGGAGGGCCAUGCUUGGCACUUAAAUUGAGUUUUCCCUGAGAGAAAAGCUGAGCUGAGCAAAGUCACUGUGAACCCUGGCCAGGCUCUCAAAGAGCCAUCUUCUCUACUGGCUGGGCCAGCUACUGAGAGUGUCUUAUGUCACGGAGCCUUGCCCACCUCUCCCACCUGCACCCUCUUCUUCCACAGUUUUCUUUGCUGCUAAUGGUAAAAGUCAAAUGUGUGGCCACAUGGGAUGGGCCAGGUCCUCUCAGGCUACUUUCUGGAUGCUGUUUUUAAAAUAUGGUAACAUGCAGGUGCCUUUCCAAAGAGGCUUGGACUGGUGUCUCAAACCAGAAACAAGAACUCAAGAAGAAAGAUGUUGGCAGUCUGUGUAACAGCUGGAAAAUGCACCCUCCUUGGAACAACCCGCCUCCUGUAUAAGAAGUACCGUAUUUUCUGCCCAUCAUACUUUGUAAUAAAACUUGAACAUGUAUAAAUUGGCU
Molecule: messenger RNA, 5564 nt
Organism: Trichechus manatus latirostris (Florida manatee)
Lineage: Eukaryota; Metazoa; Chordata; Mammalia; Sirenia; Trichechidae
Gene: DCAF7
Product: DDB1 and CUL4 associated factor 7
Exons: 8
Coding region: 396-1424 (342 amino acids)
Cellular component (GO): nucleus
Molecular function (GO): protein binding
Source: RefSeq, a predicted model, not a curated record